AUGGCGCUCCGGGCGUACUCGUUCUGGAUCUUUGAUCGCCACUGCGAGGCGAUCUACUACCAGGACUGGUCGCACCUGCACCAGCAGGGGCCGUCCAGUGCCGCGUCGUCGUUUACAUCGUCCAUCUCCUCGACAUUGCAGCGCGUGGGCGGCGCGCAGGUCGACACAGACAAGCCGGCCACUGAGGCGCUGGUGCGCGCGCGCGGCGAGGCGCUCGAUGGCGUGAGCCGCUCCGUGCAGUCGGACGCGAGUCAGCCGGCGGACGCGCGCCUCCUCCCGCUGGACCAGGAAGCCAAGCUCAUCUAUGGUGUGGUCUACUCGCUGCGCCACAUGGUGCGCAAGCUGGGCGGCCUGGACGAGACGUUCCACAACUUUUCCACAUCGACUUAUACCCUCACACACAUGCAGACGCCGACCAUGUACACGCUCGUGCUCGUGACCGAUCCACCGCCCACGCGCUCGGACAAGGGGCCCCUGGCCGGUCUCGCAGGCACGAGCCCGAUUCCCGGCACCAAUGGCAUGACGCUGCGCGGCGUGCUGCGCGAGCUGUGGCGCGGUCCGUGGGUGCAGUAUGCGGCAGGGCACCCCCUUGUGCAUGCGACGGAGCGCGAGGCAUAUGGGCCGGCGUCGGCAGACGCGCCGCGCUGCGCACGCACGCGCGGCAUCGACAAUGAUGCGCUGCGCGACGCGAUUGAGCAGGUACUGGUGCAGUACAAGCUGCUUCCGCCAUAG
Malassezia sympodialis ATCC 42132 is the source of this 732-nucleotide messenger RNA. It is a transcript of the gene BET5, whose product is annotated as TRAPP subunit BET5. Gene Ontology annotation, biological process: endoplasmic reticulum to Golgi vesicle-mediated transport. Gene Ontology annotation, cellular component: TRAPP complex. NCBI's taxonomy places the organism in Eukaryota, Fungi, Basidiomycota, Malasseziomycetes, Malasseziales, Malasseziaceae. The record is from RefSeq and is a predicted model, not a curated record.